AUGUUCGGGUUUUGGCAUUUUCUCAAGAGGACACUUGUGUGCAAAUCACACCCAAAACAAGUUGAUGAUGCAGAGGCAAGUAGGCACCAAAACAGUAAUCAUAGAACAAAGUCAGAUAAGCUUAAGCGUUCAAAUAUCAUAGGUUUCAUCAGGGGGAGCAACAGGCACUUAAAAAUUGUACCACAAUGUUUCACUCCAAAACACGAAGUGGGCAUUGACAUCAGUGAUCCCAUAACCCCUGAAAUUGUUCAUGAUAGCCCAAACAGUGACAUUAGAGUUCGUCGAUGUUUUUCUUGUCAUCGAAGGAAUAGCGGCAGUGAAGGUUCAGAAGAUCCUCAUACAAGGCUGAUAGUUCAGAUGGAAUCUGAUGGUUCUUCAAUAUUGAUUUGUCAUAAAUGUGGUGAGAAACUAAAAGAACUUGAUGCUGUUGAAGCACACCAUAUCUCUGAGCAUUCAGUCACUGAGAUUCAAGAAGAUUCUAGGCAGAUUAUUGAAAAAAUAUGUGGAAUAAGCUCGGUUAAUCCUGAAAACAUGUUGGGGCAGAUUGAUUGUAUCUUAAAAGUCCAGGGCAUGCCAAAAACCCUUGCUUGCUUUGAGGAAUAUAGAGAAAUGGUUAAGAUUAAGGCUGACAAGCUACAGAAGAAGCACCCGCGUUGCCUAGCUGAUGGAAAUGAGCUUUUAAGGUUCCAUGGCAUAACUGUUGCAUGCCCUCUUGGAACAAAUAGUUCUUAUAGCCUUUGCACUUUAGAAUACUGUGGUAUAUGUCAAAUCUUGAGACAUGGCUUCUCCACCAACAAGGAAUCCCAAGGUGCAUUAGGGGUCUACACCACUUCCACAUGUGGUAAAGCCUUUGAUUCCAUUAGGCCAUCUGAGGAGAGACCAGUUCCAAGAAAGUCUGUUGUAGUGUGUAGAGCAAUAGCUGGGAGAAUUUAUAGUCCUCUCGAAGAAAUUCAAGGAAAUGUUGAUUCAGGAUUUGAUUCAUUGGCAGAAAAAAAAAGUGGUCAUUCAGAUGCAGAUAUUGAGGAACUCUACCUACUAAAUCCCAAAGCUCUGCUUCCUUGCUUUGUGGUAAUAUUCAAAUAA
Messenger RNA from Gastrolobium bilobum, 1083 nucleotides. RefSeq lists its product as uncharacterized. Bases 1 to 1083 code for a protein of 360 amino acids. The transcript has 2 exons. The record is from RefSeq and is a predicted model, not a curated record. NCBI's taxonomy places the organism in Eukaryota, Viridiplantae, Streptophyta, Magnoliopsida, Fabales, Fabaceae.